CAAUUAUUCUUUAGGUAAAAUGUGGAGUACACAUUUAAAAUAAUAUGUCUCAUUCUGUAACUCUGUUCCAGGCACUAUACUUUUACUUCUGUAAGACCAUGGCGAUAAUAAUCUUGGCAGUGUGGCAAACCCUGCUCUUCUAAGGACUGGAUGAAAUCAUUUCAAGUUUCCGUCGCUGGUCUGGACGACCCGCCCGCCAGGUUUUGGGGCUUCUCCAGGGGAGUCUGAGUGAGGUGGGAUCUGCAGCACUCCCGAGCUGGCGGGCAUAGCUCCUCAACGGAGACCCUGAAACUGGAGGAGGCUCCCGUCCCGCCAGUCGGAUUUCCUGCGCUGCUCGCCGCCGCGCGCCACCAAAGACCCGCGGUUAACUCUGCGAAAGGUUAGUUUGCCGAUCACUGCUGGUUACAUCAAUACGGCGAGAGCAGAAAGAAAAGAUCCGAAAUACGAAAGGAGCUCUUUCCGGUGAUGAUGGAAGUAUUCUUCAUCUUGUUUGGGAAUGGUGAGGAUCCAUGAAUUGAGUUGUCAAAACUCGUAGAAACGCUACGCUGAAGACCUGUGCAUGGUAUCGUGUGUCAAUUGUACGUCAAUUAAAAAAUCAGAACGUAAUCCUGCAUGCAUGGAAAGUACUGCGUGCCAUUGCGUAACUGCAUACAUGAAUGCCGAUUAAAUGCAGGGGUAGAUGACUAUUUACAGCAACUAAGCGCAACUCUGUUGGAUUAUUUAAUUAUGCAAGCUCCCCGAAGCCGGGAAAGGGAGAAAAACGGCGGCUGACAUCACUCGGGGGCGGGGCCGAAAGCCCUAAGAAAAGUCGGUAGGACCCGAGCGGCAGCCGCUGCUAGACACCACCUCAUCAUGAGCAGCCGCAACGGCUCCGAGCUCCACGUCCUCUGCAGCUCCGGCCAGCUGUUCUUGCAGCCCCUCUGGGACCGCCUGAGGACCUGGGAGGCCCUCAUCCAGUCGCCCUUCUUCCCCGUCGUCUUCUCCAUCACCACCUACCUGGGCUUCUGCCUGCCCUUCGUGGUGCUGGACGUCCUGUGCCCCUGGGUGCCCGCGCUACGGCGCUACAAGAUCCACCCGGACUUCUCGCCGUCGGCUUGGCAGCUGCUGCCCUGUCUGGGGCAGACGCUCUACCAGCACGUGGUGUUCGUGUUCCCCAUGACACUGCUGCACUGGCUGACCAGCCCCGCCCUCCUGCCCCCCGAAGCCCCCGAGCUGCUCCAGCUGGUCCGCCACGUCGUGCUCUGCCUGCUGCUCUUCGACACCGAGUUCUUCGUGUGGCACGUGCUGCACCACAAGGUGCCCUGGCUGUACCGGACCUUCCACAAGAUGCACCACCAGAACUCGUCCCCGUUCGCGCUGGCCACGCAGUACAUGAGCGUCGGAGAGCUGCUUUCCUUGGGUUUCUUUGACAUGAUGAACGUCUUGCUGCUCCAGUGCCACCCGCUGACUGUCCUGACCUUCCACGUGGUCAACAUCUGGCUGUCGGUGGAGGACCACUCGGGCUACGACUUCCCCUGGUCCACGCACAAACUGGUACCUUUCGGGUGGUAUGGGGGCGUGGAGCACCACGACCUGCAUCACUCCCAGUUUACCUGCAACUUCGCCCCUUACUUCACACACUGGGACAGAAUACUGGGAACCCUGCGGUCUGCUCACGCCAAGUGACAUGCAGGCACCCCUCCCGGCGUAGUAGUGUGUGCUGUGGUGAGGAGUGGGUGUACUUCAGACAUUGUGCGUUUCACCUGAAUCGGGAGAGACACACUUGAGGUUGCUUUUUUUGUUUUAUUUGCUGGAAACUUAUAGAGAAAAUCUGAUGUAUUUUUCACAAUCCAGUAAAGUAAUUUAUGUGAUGUUUGUAUGUCAACAAUUAUAUUCUUGAUGUGGAAUUCCAGCUCACUUCAAUAGCUUUGAUUUCUGGGUAUAAAGUAUCCAAAAUCACUGGCGUAUUUAAAUAAUCUCUAAAGGGGUUUGUUUGUAGAACAAGGAAUUUCACUCUGUUUGAAGGUGUCCUAGAACUAGGCUAAAAUAAUAUAUUUUUAUGGAGAAUCUGAUCUCUGACUCUGUAAACAAUGAAACAUGUUCCUGCUGGGCAGUGACUAAGAUUAUUGCGCCUUUUUUCUUUCUUUUCAUAGAACUGUAUAUUUAUAUUGAAGGAAACGUUAUUUAUGCUUGAAAAAAAGUAAAAAAGAACAUAAAUCAAA
Messenger RNA from Balaenoptera ricei (Rice's whale), 2201 nucleotides. It is a transcript of the gene CH25H, whose product is annotated as cholesterol 25-hydroxylase. Bases 853 to 1665 code for a protein of 270 amino acids. The record is from RefSeq and is a predicted model, not a curated record. Gene Ontology annotation, molecular function: C-4 methylsterol oxidase activity; iron ion binding; steroid hydroxylase activity. Gene Ontology annotation, biological process: sterol biosynthetic process; cholesterol metabolic process. NCBI's taxonomy places the organism in Eukaryota, Metazoa, Chordata, Mammalia, Artiodactyla, Balaenopteridae. The transcript is spliced from 3 exons.